AUGGAGAGUGGCACCCUCAGCCCUCAGCCUCCACAGUCUGACGCCCUGGAGGCUUUCCCCCAGAAGAGUCUGGAGCCUGGGGACAUCGCUGUCCUGGUUCUGUACUUCCUCUUUGUCCUGGCUGUUGGAUUAUGGUCCACGGUGAAGACCAAGAGGGACACAGUGAAGGGCUACUUCCUGGCUGGAGGCAACAUGGUGUGGUGGCCUGUGGGUGCAUCCUUGUUCGCCAGCAAUGUUGGAAGCGGACACUUCAUCGGCCUAGCAGGGUCCGGUGCUGCUGUGGGCAUUUCUGUUGCUGCCUAUGAGCUUAACGGCUUGUUUUCUGUGCUGAUGCUAGCCUGGAUCUUCCUUCCCAUCUACAUUGCUGGUCAGGUAACCACAAUGCCGGAAUACCUCAGGAGACGAUUCGGGGGCAGGAGGAUCUCCAUCACCCUGGCUGUGCUCUAUCUGUUCAUCUACAUCUUCACCAAGAUCUCGGUAGACAUGUAUGCAGGUGCCAUCUUCAUUCAGCAGUCCCUGCACCUGGAUCUGUACCUGGCCAUCGUGGGGCUCCUGGCAAUCACAGCUCUGUACACUGUUGCAGGUGGUCUGGCUGCUGUUAUCUACACAGAUGCUCUGCAGACUGGGAUCAUGCUCAUAGGGGCAUUCACCCUGAUGGGCUACAGCUUUGCAGCUGUCGGUGGGAUGGAAGGCCUGAAGGACCAGUACUUCUCAGCCCUGGCUAGUAACCGGAGUGAGAACAUCAGCUGUGGGCUGCCCCGAGAAGACGCCUUCCACAUCUUCAGAGACCCAGUGACCUCUGACCUCCCCUGGCCUGGGAUCCUGUUUGGAAUGUCCGUCCCGUCUCUCUGGUACUGGUGCACAGAUCAGGUGAUCGUUCAGCGGAGUCUGGCUGCCAAGAACCUGUCUCAUGCCAAAGGCGGCUCCCUGAUGGCUGCGUACCUGAAAGUGCUUCCCCUUUUCCUGAUGGUGUUCCCCGGUAUGGUCAGCAGGGUCCUCUUUCCAGAUCAAGUGGCCUGUGCUCAUCCUGACAUCUGCCAGCAGGUCUGUAGCAAUCCCUCUGGCUGCUCAGACAUCGCAUAUCCCAAACUUGUGCUGGAACUUUUACCCACAGGACUCCGUGGGCUCAUGAUGGCUGUGAUGGUGGCGGCUCUCAUGUCCUCCCUCACCUCCAUAUUUAACAGUGCCAGCACCAUCUUCACCAUGGACCUGUGGACCCACAUCCGGCCACGGGCAUCUGAAAGGGAACUCAUGAUUGUGGGCAGGGUGUUUGUGUUUGUGCUGGUGCUGGUCUCCAUCCUCUGGAUCCCUGUGGUGCAGGCCAGCCAGGGAGGCCAACUUUUCAUCUAUAUCCAAGCCAUCAGCUCUUACCUGCAGCCGCCGGUGGCUGUGGUCUUCAUUAUGGGAUGUUUCUGGAAGCGUACCAAUGAAAAGGGUGCCUUCUCAGGUCUGGUCUUGGGUCUGCUGUUAGGAUUGGUCAGGCUGGCCCUGGACUUUGUCUACGUGGAGCCUCGGUGUGACCAGCCCGAUGAGCGGCCAUCAGUGGUGAAGGACGUUCACUAUCUCUACUUCUCCAUGAUUCUGUCUUCUGCCACCCUCAUCACUGUGUUCACCGUGAGCUGCUUCACAGAGACGCCCUCCAGAGAGAUGGUCAGCCGCCUGACUUGGUUUACUCGUCAUGAGCCUGUGGUCCAGGACCCAGUGCCACCUGCAACCCCCCUGUCUCCGACCCUUCCUCAGAAUGGGACUACAGAGGCCACUAGCACCAGCAUCCAGCUGGAGACAGUUGAAGAGACUAAGAGCAAAGCCCAUAGCGACGAUGUGACCCCCAAGCAGUCCAAGGUGCUGAAGGCUAUCCUGUGGCUCUGUGGAAUGGCAAAGGACAAAGAAGAUCCCCCAAGCAAAGUGGAGCCUGUCAUAGCUUCCUUGGAGGAAAACCCCUUGGUGAAAACCCUGCUGGACGUCAACUGCCUGGUGUGCAUCAGCUGCGCCAUCUUCCUCUGGGGCUACUUUGCCUAA
Arvicola amphibius (Eurasian water vole) is the source of this 2019-nucleotide messenger RNA. RefSeq names its product solute carrier family 5 member 11 (gene Slc5a11). The record is from RefSeq and is a predicted model, not a curated record. Gene Ontology annotation, cellular component: plasma membrane. Gene Ontology annotation, biological process: transmembrane transport. The transcript is spliced from 15 exons. Lineage: Eukaryota; Metazoa; Chordata; Mammalia; Rodentia; Cricetidae. Bases 1 to 2019 code for a protein of 672 amino acids. Gene Ontology annotation, molecular function: D-glucose:sodium symporter activity.